UAAUCUUGAUCUCGCCGCCGCCGCAUUGCGCGAUCAGGCUGCGCGCGACACGCUGCCUCCACUGCCUCCUUGUGUGGAUUUUGAUGAACUUUUGGAUGGGCAAGGCACAGAGCAAGGAGGGUUUAACUUAUGAUGGCGCAAUUUUUCUGUGCAACCGCCUGACCAGGAAGGAGUGCUUUGAGAAAAAGCUUUUUGGUCUUUCUGCUCAUUGUGCUGAUUUUAUACAGACAGUGAAAGUUGGAGCAACAUUAUUCUUGUAUGAUGUCGAUCAGCAUAAACUGCAUGGGGUGUUUGAAGCAACUUCAGAUGGAUCAAUGAACAUUAUUCCCGAUGCAUUUGUGUCAUCAGGAAAGUCGUAUCCUUGUCAGAUACGUUUCAAGAGGAUCUGGUUUUGCAAGCCAUUAAUGGAAAGUGAAUACCAUGAUGCGAUGCAGACUAAGUUUAUGCCAAAAAACAAGUUUAGAAAUGGUUUGUCACAUCAACAGGUCUUAAAGCUUCUACACCUGUUUUCUUCAAGGAACAGAUUACAGCCUCGUCAAAAUCAAAAUUUACAGGAUGAUCUUCCAAGAGAGUCUGAAAUGUCUUCCCUGGUCAACCUAACCGAUAUCCAGUCCAGUUCAAACAGCAGUUCACAUGGUUCAUUCAAAAGCCCCUGUCAAACAUGUUCCUCCUCCACUCAUGGGGAACGGGCAGCAACCUUGAGUCACAAAUUAUCUGAUCUUAUGCCAUUAAUUCACCGAGGACUGAAACCUGACACUGUUGGUGUAGUUAAGUCCAAGGACAGCUCAAAAUUUUCCUUGCACAUUGGCACAAAUACGGACAUUGUCACAGUGCCUGUUAGGCAAGAAGCAAUGGAUGACAAGUCUAGUGAUGACUAUAUACCACUACCACAGGAGGAAAAUGCUUUAGAGAGCAUUGAUGAUCUAUCUGAUUUGCAUGAAGAUGAGAGCUACUCUUCAGGAUCUCAAGGUACCAGUGACUCACAAGAGCACAGUACCUUCCACCAAGCUUACGCUAGGAAGGAAGAUGGAUGCUAUCCACCAGUGGUAAAUUCCAAGCUCCACGCUGAUCAUGAAGAACGAACAAGUGUGUUUUCUCGACUAAUGGGGAAAUCUAAAAAUUUUGGCCCAAGAAAGAAGUUCAAAGCCAAAGCAUUCCCAUCAAUGAAUGCAGUGUCUUUCAGUCACCUUCCUCAAAGGAAAAAACAGUGGAGGAAACAGCAUAGCAAGCCAUUUCCAUGUGAUAGAGAUGGAAUAUUGGGUACAAAUCAAGAUAAUAAGAUGAGCAGAAAUCCAGCGUUGGAUUAUUCAUUUGUUUGGGAUGACAGUAAAUCUACCAAUUCCUUUGGUGGAAAACCAAGCAAGAUUCUGACAGGUUUAGGGCCUUCGCUUUGUGAACAUGGGAACAAAUGGGAUAUAUGUACUAAAGAACACAGCAGAUGCAGUGAAUUCAAAAGGCUAGUUAUUCCUGAAGCUAUUAGAAAAUUGAUCAUGCCCUGUGACAAAGAAAUGAAUGUACCCCCAGUGUUUCCUGAUGACAAUGAAGUCAAUACCGAACAAGAAGUAAAUGACUCUUCUUUGGAUUUGAAGUGGCAUGUUAAGGAUGAUCAGGAUUUCGGUGAUGACAGUGAGAAUGUUGAAGCAACACGGAAGAAGAGGCGGGUAGCAGAUGCAUUCUUCUCCCAAGAGGAAUAUCGAAGUGAUACUGCAUUGGUUCCUAAAGGCACCAAAUAUACAGACAUGCUGGCGAUAUCUGAUGAAAACUGCAAAGACAAGAGUGUCUGUUUGUCAUCUAGGGACACAUGUGCUGAGAUGGCGAGGGCUUAUAUGCAAACCAAUGUAGUCCUGCAAGACGAACAACAGGGAAACAUUCAAGACCAUUGCGAAGAAGCUGCAGUUAAUUUGAAGACUUGUCUGAAUGUUGAAACAAAGAGCCAGGUGGCUUGUGUUAAUUUGGAAACCAGAAGACCCUUUCAAGAUACACAGAACCAAAGUGUUGGGAGCUGCCAUGGAGUGAUCAAUGGUGAUAAAAUUUUGCCCCUGGAAAAUUCUGAAACCAUGGAUGUCUUGCCUAAUCAUGAUGAAGAUUGUCUAUCCAAGAGUACUUUUGUUGGGAAUGACAAGCAUUUUGCUUCUAAUCAUCUGGAAGCUAAACUGCCACUGCAGGAGAAACAAUCCCCAAGUGUUCAAAGCUUCUGUGAAGUUCUUCAUAGUGAUGACAUGUUGAUUCAGGAAGAACCUGAUGACAUGCUCUCUAAGAUCGAUGCAGACGGUGGAAAACAAAAGAGAGUGUCAUUUGACGAAGCUUAUAGCAAUGUAAAAGCUUGUUCUCUGGAGACUCAUGUGUCGCUGCAAGAAACCCACCAAAUGGCUUCAGACCGCUGUGAAAUAGUUAAUGUUGAUCAAGUGUUGGCUUUGGAAAAUUCAGUAACCUUGGUUAUUCCAUCCAAGUGUGAUGGAGAAUGUGGUAUGAACAGUUUAUCUCUUGAUGAAAAUGGUGGCUAUGUUACCUCUUAUACCGUGCCUCUGGGAAAGGGGCGACAUGAAGGCAUUCAAAGCUGUGAUGAGCCUGUUACCUGUAAUACAAUGUCAUCUCCAGAAAAUUCAAUGGCCCUUCACACAGUAGAGUCGAUUCAUGAUGAAAAUGGAAACAAAGGUAAAAGUUCAGCGACCUGUAGAAGUUUGGGCUCUGAUUAUAUGGAAGAAGCACACCAACUUGUGACUAACUGUUGUGAGGUAUCUGCAGCAGUUCCUGAAAGCUCUGGAACUCUUAUCAAUUUUGCUAAAUUCUAUGGAGAUAGUGUAAACAAGAACAACUUACUGGAUGAAACUUCAGAGAAUGUGAGCACUGAUCAUCAGGAAACCAGUAUGCUCCCUCGGGAUGAACAAAACCACAGUUCUGGUGAUAUUUCGUCUGCUUUGGAAUAUUCUGGCUCUGGCACUAUGGAUAGAAAUACAGGUGAUGGAGAUAGUGAACACAAAAAAUUUGAUCAGAAAGAUGGUGAAACUAUAUACCCAGUGACAGGAGUCCUGCUGCAAGCAGAGCAACACCAGAAACUUCAAGGUAAACCUGAAUCAUCGUCCCAUGAAAACUCCAAUUCAGAUUCCUUUGCUGUCUUAGCUGAAGAUAGCCGAAGCAAGAGUGGGCUGUCAGCUGAUAGAAUGGCUACUGAUCUUGAAACCAAUUCAGAGUCUAGGACGAGUUUCUUCAACAGCUCUUCCUGUGAGUGUGGCGAGAACCUCAGCGCUUCCGCUUCGAGCAGCGAAAAUGCGCAGCAGAAGCUCAACGGAUCAGCUGUCUCUGCAGAGGUCGCCAGACUCCAACAUGAUCCUGGAGAAUAGAAAGAACAGGGGUGGCCAUGCUGAAUUGGGCGCGCAUUUUGCCAUCCUCUGCAGCAGCAGCAGCAGCAGCAGCUGCAGCAGCAGCCUAAUUUAUUUCUUAUUUCUUUACAUUUCUUCUUCUUUGAACUCCACAGAGCACCAAACCUUGCAGGGACAGUGAGCCUUAUUUUUGUUGCCUUCUGGAUGUAAGUUUCUAUAUAUCGGGAAAAUUUAUGGAGUAUAUUAAGCAUUUCUGCAUACUGGAAAAAUUUUCUGGAAUUAUUGUCACCCUAGCUGAGGUUCCGGUGUUUUGUCAUAUCAAUGACAUGUUCAAGAAUAGAGGCUAAUUUUUUCUUCAGUU
Messenger RNA from Oryza brachyantha (malo sina), 3681 nucleotides. RefSeq lists its product as uncharacterized. The transcript is spliced from 4 exons. The record is from RefSeq and is a predicted model, not a curated record. Lineage: Eukaryota; Viridiplantae; Streptophyta; Magnoliopsida; Poales; Poaceae. The coding region runs from base 84 to 3341 and encodes 1085 amino acids.